Episyrphus balteatus (marmalade hoverfly) is the source of this 2987-nucleotide messenger RNA. RefSeq names its product solute carrier organic anion transporter family member 74D (gene Oatp74D). The transcript is spliced from 8 exons. The record is from RefSeq and is a predicted model, not a curated record. Gene Ontology annotation, molecular function: protein binding. Bases 231 to 2858 code for a protein of 875 amino acids. Gene Ontology annotation, cellular component: membrane. Gene Ontology annotation, biological process: transmembrane transport; sodium-independent organic anion transport. NCBI's taxonomy places the organism in Eukaryota, Metazoa, Arthropoda, Insecta, Diptera, Syrphidae.
GUACGAUAAGGCAAAGAGGUGACUCUGUUUGUCGUCGUCGCAGUCUUUGUCAAGAAUUCAUUUCACUUUUUAAAUUAAGACGAUUAGGAAUAGUGAAAGUAUUGCUGCAAUCAAGACAAGUUGUUAAAUAAAAAUAACCACACUGCCAUAUAACUCAGGAUAUAUUCAAAAAUAAAGCCAGAAAAAAACUACCUCUUUAUAGAAACUAUAAACUUCUUAGCCAUCUUGCUAUGAGCCCUGGUAAUAAUGAGGGACCAAACACACCGUCAAUAUUAGAAAUCGAUUUAAAAAAUACCAAAAAGAAAAAGUGGCUUAACAUGCAUCCCAAUUCGGGUCAAAACAAUGAAGCCACCGAUCCACAUCACAAUAACCAUCGCAAUGGCAAGUGUCACCCCAAUGACCAACAACAACAAAAUGGAACAAAAAAUGGCAACGCGACAAAUGGCUAUAAUGGCAACACUAACGGAACAAAUGGAACAAAUGGGACAAAUAACGGUGUAAAUGGCAAUGGCAAUGCUCGCCGAGAUUCGGGGCAUGUGUGGUCACCACUCCUGCAAACAGAAUCCACACCUCCAGAUCCGACAACAGAGCUUUAUAGCCCUAGCAAUAACAACGAGUGGAAGGACUCGGAGGAGAUAAAUAAUCUAAAAAAUGGCCUACACAUAGUUAAGGGCAAUAAUAACGGCUCCAUGAUGAAUGGCAAGAACGGGCUGGGACUCUCGGACAAGUAUGACGAACAGGAUCCACUGACGGGUGGCCUAUAUAGGCCGCAAAUUAUACCGACGCGUUCCGACGAGCUCAGCGAUGACGACGGAGCCGACUUGCCUGAGGUGGGUUCAGGUUGUGGGCUGUUUGGUUUUAGGCCACGAUGGGCUCGAAAUUUCGCCUCUACACAUGUGUUUAUGGUGAUCUUCCUGUUGGCGUGGGUGCUGCAGGGGAUGUUCAUGACGUAUUUCGUCAGUGUGAUAACAACAAUUGAAAAGUUGUUCCAAAUUAAGUCAAGGACGACGGGACUGUUAUUGAGUGCCAGUGAAAUGGGUCAAAUUAGUACGGCAAUGUUGUUGACAUAUUAUGCUGGUCGUGGGCAUCGGCCACGAUGGAUUGCCUGUGGCAUGGUGAUCUUUGCGAUAGCUUCGUUUUCGUGUGCGUUGCCGCAUUUUAUAUUUGGCAAACAGCUUUUGCAUUCGACGGCUUUUAUGAAUGGUGGUGGAGCUGGUGUGGGAUCUGUUGGAUCGUCGUUCGAUGGUGGCAAACAACAUUUGCUAAAUUCCAGUGGAUUGGGAUUAACUAUGAGCUCUGUGAGCUCAGAUAUGAAUAUGAAUUUGUGUUUGGUGUCGGGCAAUGGAACGCACAAUUCGAAUUCGGACUGCGAAGAAGAUGUCAAGCUGGAACAAGCAUCACAUUCAAAAAUCACAGUUAUUGUGCUUUGCAUUUUCUUUGUUAGUUUAUUGAGUUCGGGAAUUGGUCAGACAGCAGUGGCAACGCUGGGUAUUCCUUAUAUUGAUGAUAAUGUUGCCAGUCGACAAUCGCCAAUUUAUAUGGCAAUUACAAUUGGAGUUCGUAUCCUUGGACCAACAGCUGGAUUCAUAGUUGGAUCGUUUUGCACGCGUUGGUAUGUGAAUUUUACGGUGCCAGGUUUUGAUGCUACAGAUCCAAGGUGGAUUGGUGCUUGGUGGUUGGGUCCCGUCAUAAUUGGAAGCUUAAUGAUGUUGGCAUCUCUAGCAAUGUUCAGUUUCCCUAAACAAUUACGUGGACGACGUUUGCCAGAUGCAGCUUCAGAAAAAUCAGCACUCUCUGAGCCAGAAGAAAAGCCAAGGUUAAGAGAUUUCCCAAAAACAGUCCGCCGACAGCUGAGCAAUGAUAUUUUAAUGUUUCGAACAGCGGCUAGUGUCUUUCACUUACUGCCAAUUGCUGGCCUCACAACGUUCCUACCAAAGUACCUCGAAACUCAAUUCCGAUUGCCGGCUGCCGAUGCCAAUCUAAUAGCUGCCUUUGGUGGUAUUCUAGUGAUGGGAAUUGGUAUAUUCAUUUCUGGAAUUGUGAUUCUCAAAUUGAAACCGACUGCCAAAUCGGUGGCAGCAUGGAUUGCCUUUACUGCAUUUGUAUAUGCUUGCGGAAUGGUGAUUCUAAUGUUUGUCGGUUGUAAUAUGAAUGAUUUUGCUGGACUCAAAAAGGACUCAACAAUACAAACUACGGCGGUUUUUGAACCAACGUGUAAUCUUAACUGCACAUGUGAUAUGGAGAAAUUUGCACCGAUUUGCGGAAGUGAUGGCAAGACGUAUUUUUCAUCUUGUCAUGCUGGAUGCACGUCCUUUGAGGUGCGUGGCAACAGAACUGUCUAUUCGAACUGCGAAUGUAUUCCAGACGUUCCGGUUGAAGAAAAGGCAUACGAAGCAACUAGUGGAUAUUGUGACAGUAGUUGCAAAAACUUUGUGGCAUUUAUUCUAAUUUUUGCUGGUUGUGUGUUUAUGCACUCGACCUCAGAAGUUGGUAGUAUGUUGUUAAUUAUGAGGUGUACACAUCCAAAGGAUAAAGCAAUGGCAAUGGGUGUGAUACAAUCGGCUAUUGGAUUGUUUGGAAAUGUUCCAUGUCCAAUUAUUUAUGGUGCAGUUGUUGAUUCAGCUUGUCUAGUGUGGAAAACUGUUUGUGGCAAGCAUGGAGCUUGUUCCUUAUAUAAUGUUGAAGCAUUUAGACAUAACUUUUUGGGUAUUACUGCUGGCAUAAUGUUUCUAGCAUUCCUCAUGGAUCUAGUUGUCUGGUCCAAAGCACAUCGCAUCGACAUCACACCUGAAGAAGAAGAAGGUAAAACCGAUCCUGAAAGUGUUAAGCCAAUAACAGCUCCAGAUACAACGGUUUAAUGGCAUUAUUUAAAAACAAACCAUUAAAGUUUAUCUCUUCUUCAAUAAACUACAAUUAAUUUAUAAGAAACCAGCAAAUGACCUCAAGCCAUUGUUAAAAAUAUAUAUAAAAAAAAAAACAAAAAACAA